Molecule: messenger RNA, 1574 nt
Organism: Exophiala xenobiotica
Lineage: Eukaryota; Fungi; Ascomycota; Eurotiomycetes; Chaetothyriales; Herpotrichiellaceae
Exons: 5
Coding region: 120-1067 (315 amino acids)
Molecular function (GO): methyltransferase activity
Source: RefSeq, a predicted model, not a curated record
CUUGCCUCUUAUUGUUGCCUUCAUUCCUUUGUCCCUCACUCAACGCCAGUGAUCAAGUACCGGGGCUGUAUGGCGACUCGUCUAUGCGGUGACGAGGCGAUUUGGAGCCUGCUCUGACCAUGGCGAAUGCAACUGACUCCGACUCGACGUAUGGCGACAGCAUUCUCACAGAAACAACCUCAUUACAUGGUAGCGUGCUCAACUAUCAAUAUGAGAAUGGCCGUCGCUAUCAUUCCUACAACGCCGGGAAAUACUUCGCCCCCAAUGACGAACGGGAACAAGAGCGACUAGACCUCCUUCAUCAUGUCAUAUCCAUGAUACUGAGAGGAGAGUUACAUCGAACAAACUUCGAGCUACAGGAACCGGAGAGAAUCCUCGAUAUAGGAACCGGCACUGGUAUCUGGGCCAUCGCCAUCGCGGACAAAUUUCCUGGAGCAGAGGUUAUCGCCACCGAUUUGUCUCCCAUACAGCCUACGUGGAUUCCCCCCAAUCUUCAAUUUCUGGUCGAUGAUUGCGAGUCUGAUUGGAACUUUGACCAGCAAUUUGACUGGAUUCGAAUCGCAAACAUGGGCGGCUCGAUCGCGGACUGGCCACGACUAUUCCAACAAUGCAUGGCUUUUCUCAAGCCUGGCGGCUGGCUGGAAGUCCUGGACUUUGAAGCAUGGGGAUCGACCGACGAUGACACUCUUCCAGCGGACAGUUCAUACAACAGAUGGCAACACGAGCUCAACAAUGCAUCCUCCAGAACAGGCCGAAUCAUGAAUGUGGCUCCGCUGAUCAAAGAGAUGGUUGUUAAUGCGGGCUUUCAAGCGGUUGACGAGGAGAUCUACAAGUGUCCCCUCUCACCCUGGCCCAAGGACAAGCGGCUGAAAGAGCUGGCCACGUACAUGAACUUGAAUCUGUCCGAGGCCGCUCCAGCUUACAGUUUGGCGCUGUUCACUCGCAUCCUUGGCUGGGAAAAAGAAGAAGUCGAGGUGCUGAUGGCUGGAGUUCGAAACGAUCUCAACAACACAAAAUAUCAUCUGUACACCCGCCUGCAUAUCGUACUCGGAAGAAAAGCGUCAUAAUCCAUGUUGUUAUGUUUGUAUGAUGGAGGGAAAAAGGCGGGAGUACUAGUAUCGAUUGGCAAUGUGCAUUUUAGGGGUGAAAGAACCAUUAUGUUGUGUCAGAUGGAUCGGGAUGACUUCAGCCCUGGUCUCCCUCCAUGAGAGCACUGCACGGCGUACAUUAAAAGUUUUGGGACCCGACAAGUUGACCAUGUUUUGGUUUGCAGGUUUCUUCGCAACUUGCCUGUCUUCUCUAACGACAGUACGGUCCUCCUGGCAUGACUGGCGGCGGGUGGAAAUUAACUUGAGUAAUGUAAUGUGACGAUCGAAUCCUCUCUGUCGAGUCUUCGGAAUGUUCCAGAGUACAUUGGCUGGUUACUAACAUGACACGACUGCAUGCUCACCAAGGACAAACUAACCCAACAAUGCCAGUUGUUCGCAGCUAACUCCGAGGCCAAGAGCUCACAUCAUCUCCCAAGAGCCAUGAUGGAUCCCAUUACAGUGACUGUCUCUGUUGUCUCGCCGGGG